Messenger RNA from Cryptotermes secundus, 8106 nucleotides. RefSeq lists its product as uncharacterized. Lineage: Eukaryota; Metazoa; Arthropoda; Insecta; Blattodea; Kalotermitidae. Gene Ontology annotation, molecular function: serine-type endopeptidase activity. The transcript has 23 exons. The record is from RefSeq and is a predicted model, not a curated record. Bases 24 to 7661 code for a protein of 2545 amino acids.
GGUUCAGGCCUCGGUCCAGCAAGAUGAUCGUCGAGCUGCAGCGCUCUGUUCCUCUUCUCGGCGACUGCCAGCUCUCCCUUUGGCCGACUCGUACCAACGUUUCGUGGAAAGCCUUUCCUCGUCAAACAAAAGACUGUCAAGUGUUCUUCCCUGGCUCGACCGCUGCCGAGACGGAUCGCCGCGGUCUGGUUGUCGAACUAACGCGCCUCAACGUGCCGUGCCCCGCAGGAGACUUUCUUCAGUUCUCUUCUUCUUCAGUUCCUCAAAGCGCGAACUCUUCUGCUGCUCAGAAACCCACAGUUCCUUCCAGGGCCGCUAAAAGUCGUCACCAACAAUUGUGCGGGAAACUCGAAGAACUUCCCCCUUCCGGUCGUCGGUUCUACUUCCCAGCAUCAUCGUUAUCAUCAGCAACUUCUUCGGUAACGCCUUCUCUCCACCUUCACGGAAACCCCAUUUUUGCUUUCACAUAUCGCCUAGUUGAUUACUGUUACAACGUAACUCUAACAUCGAAAAAUGACACUUUGCUUCUACGGCCUACGGCAGGUCUGCACUGCACUUUCAGAAUUCAUCUACCGUAUGGAAAUCGCAUAUCUCUUCACCUGCAGACUGGAGAGGUACGUCUUCUGAGCGCAGAAGAACACGGACGUCAUACGUCUGAGCACCACCCGGUAACACCGCAAGGCUCGCAUCAGGACUUGGCGCUCACACAGCUUGCUUACAGCGAUCCUGACCCGCCAUGCUCCGGUAUGCUGACCCGUCUGUGGGACGGCGCAUCCACGUGGGCGCAUUGUACGAGGAAGGGGGAUCCCAGACGUGAUAUCAGAGUGUUGUCACGUGAGAACAGUGUUACGUUGAGGGUUGUGAUACAUCAGGAGUCUGAACAGAGCGGUCAAGAUACAGUGAACAUCCCAGCGCUGAAGCUGUGGUACCAUGCACAGGCGAUUGCUGAAGUGGUGGAGCAGUGUGGCUUCGGGUGGGUGUCUGUGAGGCAGUUCUGCGUUACCGCUGUGGAGGAUCUGAGGCUGCCCUGGCAAGAAGCUGAGAUGGAAUGCAACAGACGGGGUGGACAUCUGGCUAGCAUACGGAGUGAGCUGGCCCAGGAUCUGGUGGACAAUAUGCUCCUUAACAGCCCUGGUUACCGGGACCACAAUUCCUAUUGGGUCGGAGCUUCGGAUAAAACCUAUGAAGGCGAUUUCCGGUGGUCGGACGGGCUUGCUUUUUCCUACACCAACUGGUUCCCAGGCUGGACGCAACACAGCCAGUACAACCGCCAGCCGAAUGAUGACGGGUACAGUGACCAGGACUGCGUGGAGCUCCGCCGAGUGUAUCAUUUGCCGUCAGGGAACCAGAGACUCGCCCACUCGUUCAUGUGGAACGACCGUGAUUGCGCAACGCCAAACCUCUUCCUGUGUGAACGUCUCCGCACCGGGGUAACAAUUAAGGAGGUGUGGCCACCAGAAUGCAACCGGUCUGUGACGUUAAGCAGAGAGCAGCCCCGAGUCACUGUAGUGAGUCCUGGGUUCCCUCACCAGUACCCAGACAACGCAAAGUGUGACACUGAGGUAACUGCGCACGCUGGGUACCGACUUCUUGUUGACUUCGAGGAGCUUGUCUUGGAGAAGGAGCCAUAUUGCAGCUAUGACUACUUGGAGAUCUUCGAGAGUGUUCCUGGCAGCAAUUCUAGUGGCGAGGCCACCCAGAAACUUUGCGGAGAUUGGAGCUCAAAACUCAAGCUCCUCCGGUAUGUGAGCCGUGGGCCCCAAAUUCGAUUGCGCUUUGUGUCUGACUAUUCCCAUCAUUAUGGAGGCUUCAAAGCUAAAGUUUCUAUGGAGAAUGGUAUGGAAUGUGCUGAUGACCGUCUUGAAAUGUUCAACGGUUCGUGUUACUUGUUUGUCAGCUACCCUGAAGUCACAUGGCAGACUGCUCAACAAAUCUGUCAAGGAAUGAAGGCUGAGCUGGCAAGUAUCCACAGCAAAGAAGAAGAGGACUUCGUAAUUUCAAAUAUCCGGGACUCUACAGAGUACAGCACUAGUGCUAUCUAUUGGCUGGGUGGUCAACUUGUUGCGAAGUCCAUUCAUGACUGGGAAUGGGUUGAUGGAUCACAUUUUACUUUCUCUGCAUGGCUGCCAGGACAGACACCAGCAGAUUCAGAUAUAAGUGAUUCUUCUUCUUACUCAGCAAUGUGUCUAGGAAUCCAGUGGAUGCCAUCUCCAACCCCUGCAUUUCCUAGUGGCCUAUAUUGGCAGUCUCAAAACUGCAAUGCCAUUGGUGGAUAUGUAUGCAAGAGAGGAAAUCAAGUAUCAGGAAGCGGUUUGCAGCUGAAUCAGACUCUCAAUGGUACAGAAGGCUUCCUUUCAUCACCCAACUUCCCUGGAAACUACUACCAUAAUCUUGACUACUGGGUGCAGCUGACUGGUCCAGAAAGGACCCGACUAGUUGUCCAGUUCCAGCACCUGGACCUAGAGCCACAGAACGAGUGCCUUUAUGACUUUGUAGAGCUCACAAGUAUCGGAGGGGAUGGACAGUUGUUGAAUGAUGCAGUUAGAUGGUGUGGGAACCAUCAUUCAGAAACAGACAGGUUCAACUUUGUGUCUGUAAGGAACAAGGCAGUUCUGAGGUUCCAUUCGGAUUACUCUGUGGCCGGCACUGGUUUCUCAGCCACAUGGCAAGCCGUGGACAUAUCGGGCUGUCCAUCGCAAACUCUCACUGCUCGGGAAGGCACACUUAUGAGCCCAAAUUACCCACAUUUCCUUAUGGCUCAUCUUGACUGUGCAACUACCAUCCUUGCACCAGCUGGACGACGGGUAUGGCUUCAGUUCCUCGAGUUCGAUUUUGGGUUGCAGCAUGACAGUGGCAGAGACCUCCAGCUGGGAGAACAGGUCUUCAGUGAGGCAGUGUUAGAGAUAGACGUGGGGGGUGGAAAUGGGUCUUUCCAGCCUUUCCAGGUGCCAGGCCACCUCACAGAUGGUGCAUACCUCUCGGUGGGAGAGCGUUUGCAUGUCAGACUGCGAACUGCUGGUAAACCAAGGGGAAUUGGCUUCAAGGCUGCAUAUAGAACAGUGGGUCAGGUGCACGAGGAGCGGCUGGUGGACCUCAGCAAUGUGACAGUUGGCACCCUGCUUCACCUAAAUUACCCAAAACCUCCUCCUCCGCAUGUGGAGUUUCUGCAGCACCUCGUUGCCCCUGUGGGAUAUGUGAUCCUGUUGGAACUCUAUCACAUGACACUCACAGAGAACAGGAACUGUCCAGGUAGUGCUGGGAUCAUCGAAGUAACAGACAAUUAUGCAGAUACCAAUGGUACGUGGUGGUUCCUCUGUGAAGCAGCUACAGAACCUGGAGGGAAACUUGGAUCCUCAACUUUGGCAAUAACAUCAUAUUUCAACACCCUCUACAUCAAACAGAAAAGUGGCAGCUCAGGAGUUCAGCUCAAUGCUACAGUUAAAGUUUACCCAGAUAGCAGCUAUGCAUUAAAACUUGUCCGAGGUUCAGAGGAAAGCAGUGUUGAGUCAUGCCAUCCAAACCCAUGUCUGAAUGGAGGAAAAUGUGUGAGCAGAGGUUCUCAUAGGACCUGUCAGUGUACGAGUCACUUCACAGGUAUGUUCUGUGCAUUAACUCUGUGUGAAGUGCAGCCAUGUGCCUUUGGGCAAUGCAAGCUUACGCCUACAAGUUAUGUUUGUACGUGCUUACCAAGUUACACUGGCAGCAACUGUGAACAGAAACUGAGACCAUGUGCAGAGAAUCCAUGCGAAGGACGCGGAGAGUGUUUUGAGAAGGGAGAAACAUUUCAUUGUCGUUGCUAUGCAUGGUGGGAAGGCCAGCGAUGUGAGAGGAGGAUGCUCCACAUUCCGUUCAAGCCAUUGUCAGAACGGAUGCUUCAUGAACCUUUCUGGUUAGGUCUCAUUACAGUAACAGUUGUGCUGGGUGUAAUUGGACUGUUCUGGUGUGCAAAACGGCACUUCCCUGAGAAGCUUGAGAAACUGCUUGAAGAAGAACCAGACAGAAGCAGGACAGGUUACAGCUCACAUUCCCGCCCGCCAUCUGUCCGUGAACAGCUGGCUGCAGCAGGAGGGGCAACAGUGGUGGUUGUUCCUAGCCCUCAGCCCGGGUGCCCGCGCUCACUAUUUGGCCGCCUGGGUAUUCGCAAACCCUCACUCCUCAGCCUCACCAGCCCACACGGCCACAACAACCACCAAACCUCUGCAUCAGCUACAUCGAGAACAUUUAGUUUGGAUGAUUUGCUUAAACCACCACCAAGAAGGACUCCGUCCCCACAUAAGAAACGCAACAAUUCGACACCAACUAAGAGAAACAUUUCUGAAAAGAAGCAGAUCCUCCAGCAACUUAUAACUCCCUCAGCAAAUCAACACAAUCCACGGAAAGUGAGCUUGGGUGAGCUGAUCCAGCUCAGUGAACGGAAAAUGAAACAGGUUGAUAAGGAGAAAGAGGGAGGAGCAGACGGAGAAGAGACAGAAACAACAUUCAGCACAGCUGUGUCAGAUUCGCAGUCGGCGCCCUCUACUGCCGCCAUGUCGAGCAUCGAUACCAAAUUCGAGAAGAAGGUUACUUUUGCAAGGCUUCUCAGCAAAGUGUCUGCAGAAAUGAGUUCUGGAUCAGAGGUUGAAGGAAACCAGACUCGCCACCCGCAGCUGUCUGGUCUGCCUCGCUCAAAUAGCACUCCACCUUCCCCAGCUACUGACGGUCGGUCACCACACAGUACCAGCAGUAACCAAGGAAGUGAUUCCAUGUCAAGUCUGGAUACAACCCUUCCCCUGCUUGGAUGCGGACAGACGGUAACAGAGGUGCUAGCCAACCGCCGCCCCAACCGGUUGCUGCAGCAGACUGGGAGACCAGUCAAGAAUCCAAGUGCUGACUCAAUCUUGGCGAUGUUCCGUAACUUCUCUUCUGCCACUUCGGGUUCAGCCUUGCACAAGACAUCUUCAUCCACCACUCCAACUGCGUCCAGUCCUCAGGAUGACGCUGCGGGUUCUGAUGAGUCCUCCACGUCAUCUGUCCCCACACCAGUAUCAUCUUCCAGCUUCACAAUAGACUCCCCUCCCUUACCUCAUCCCUUCUAUCGCCAUAACAGCAACACUAUAGAAGUCCCGGUGUUGGAUGCCCUUAGUGCAAACAAGACCAUCAGUGGAAGCGGCAAUCUGCUUCAGCCUCCAACAAUCUUGUUGGAAAUACCCAGCAGUGGAAUCAAUAAAUGUCUCUCACCUAUCCGAGAACUUCCGACUCCACUUGCAACCCCUUCCCCAUCUCCUGCCCUUACACCCAUCAUGCCUCGAAGUGCUCCUCCUUAUUUGAGAAGCAGAGAUGAUCAGAUUAACAUAGUGGACUCUGUAGCUGGUGACUCAGUCCAGCUGCCCUGUAUCACAAUCACAAACAGCGAUGAUGAGGAGGAAGAAGAAGAGGAUGAAGUGGUUGCAAUAGAGGUGACAGACAAGGUUUCUAAGUGUGAGUCAUACCCAACUGCUUCUGCUGCUCCUGAUGAAAGUGAAGAAACCAAGGCAAUACACACAAUCCAGUUGCCACUUCCAUUCACAAUGAAUGUGUCCCCGCCUCUCCCAUGCAACAGUUUCAGUCCAGUGUUGGUGGUGGAUGAUGAUGAAGUCUCUGCUGGUGGGGAGAACAGUGAGGAGUGUUCUGGUGGUGAGACAGGCUGCUGUGACAGUGAACCUGUCAGGUCUCAGCCAGUGAUCCCACUUCUUACAAUCCAGCAGCCAUCACCUACACAUCACGUUCCAUCCAUAUAUCUCCCCGGCUCUCCACCGCCUCAGCGAGGGGGUCACAUGGAAACAAGCUUCCCUUUCCCAGGGAAAGGCCCACGUCGUCUGCUCAAAGAACUGGACAAACCAAACUCCUUGGAUUUACCCUGUCCCCCACCACUCAUCACCAUUACCUGCAACAUGAGUGAGGCUGAGUCGGACACAGAAUCCAUCUCUCCCGCAGCCAAGACUGGAGGAGUGCAUCUAGGUGUUCCAGGGGGCAGUAGUGUAGGCAUGUGUUACCUCAGCCCAUUUUCCAUGUGUUCACGUGCUGACCGCACAGCCUCUGAGUCCAAUCUUAGUUCGUCAGGAUAUAGUUCCAUGGCAAGCCCUGGACCAUCUCGUUGUGGCUCAAAUAACCCGCUCUGUCCAUCGGAAGUGGAAGAUCCUCCAGGUUCAGGCUGUGCUCCUGGCACCACAAUCCUUCCUGGACACAGCCUCACUCAGAGGAAGCCCUCGCCUCUACUCCGCACUCCUGAGGGCACAACCUGCUCCAGCCAGUGUGAGGUGGAAGCUGAGAAACCUCCUGAGAGCCACGGGGUGCAAGGAGGCCAUUGCAGAGGGCGCUCAGAUUCCGAAACACUGUCUGAUGACCUCUUUUUGGAGUCCAAUGAUGAAGGGAUAGGUACAGAUCACCUGGAUGAAAAGAUAGAGGAAGGAGAACUGAAAAGUGCAAAGGAAUUAGAAGUGUUUAUAGGUAAAGACCUUCUGGAGAAUGGGAAGACACUUCUUGGCUUGCCAUUACUGUCAGCUUCUCCUGUCACUAAGUUUGGCAGUGUUGACACUGGUUUGGACUGCUGUAAGCUGUUGGCCCCAUCCUCCAUACACAGCAGUAAGUCUUCCCUACAGCUCCCAGCCAUCGUAGUGCAAGGAGAUCCAGGUGGCUGUGAAAAGCACCUCAGCCCAGUGAGCUCGCGCAGUGAAAGUCCACUCAGUGAUAAGAUGGGUGGGCUUGGACGCUUUUCGCCAUUAUUUUAUGGCCGACACAAGUCAGAUCAGUUGCCUUUUACAGACUCAGAUGGGCUGUAUGACUGCCCUAGUUCAGACUGUCCCCUGAACCGAGUUCAGGGAAACACAACAGCACAUCAUCGUAAGUCAACAGGUCGAAGGCGAGAACGAAGAUCAGCAUCUCGUGCAGUUGGAGGUAAUAAAACUCCUAGCCCCACUAAAGUAACAACGUUCCUGGAUGUCCCUGGAAAGGAACAGUAUUACCGUCCCACAGCUCCACGCAAACCCAGCCCCAAGCGAUCAAGAACCCGUACUCAGCCACGUAUCAGUUCUUCAUCGUCUUCAGAGAGUGUCACCUCAACCAGGGAACUUCACAGUUCAUCAGAGAAAAUCAUCAAUCCUGACCGCAUGUCUUGGCCUAGUCCACUUACGGGGCAAACAGAUUUAGAAUGGGGAAAUGACAGUAAGGGACAACUCUCUGUCGAAGCAUCUGGAGAGGAUACAGGAGAGGAGGUAACAAGUCAAAUGCUGCCCAAGAUAAUGACACACGAUGAGCUACCAAAACCUCACAGAAAAGUGAGCAGGCUGAGAACCAUCGGCCAUCAAAUACGGUUCUUACAACGCUUGGAGUCAAGUCUGAAACGGCGUGAACGAUUAGUGAGUCCUUCUGACAGUUGCGGAGAAGAUGACGAUGAUGCAGAAGGUUCACCACAGUCACGAUCUCCUCUCCUUGGUCACCACCGUCACCGCCAAUAUGAACAGGAUAUUCAUAAGAGUGACGGCUUCAGUCAGUUGAACCAGCCUCCAUCACGAAGUGGCAGAAGCCAUCAGCGAGGGGCUGCGACAAAACAGAAGCAUGGGACUGGAGCAGAAUUACUUUUACCACCAGAAGAUAGAGCUUGGCAUCAUGUCCGCAUGACAGGAUGUAGUGGCUGUGAUGAUUAGAAUGUGUUACACAUCUAUGAUAUUAUGGGUACCAAGUGGCAGAAAUUUACACCUUCAUGAAAAUUGCUGUAUCUGACAGCUUGUGACAUCUGUUGGCAUUUUAUCUAACUACAUAGUCACAAAACACGAGGGAAUCUUUUCAUGCAUUUGAAAUUCUUAGGAAGCUUUUGUAUAAAUUUAUAGUCCCAUGAGAGAAGAGCAUCUCUGACAACCUGUAAUGGCAGUUUGGUGCUGUAGGAACUAGGGCUGGAGCUUCUAGGGCUAAGAAAAUAUGUCUUAACUGAAAUAAUGUUUGAUCAGGGAAGAAUUAAGUUCAUGAUCUCCAAAAUCGAGAAUUUUUACAUGUACAAAAUGGACCAUACUCAUACGAUGGAGUACCCAAAAGAAACCGAACUAAUUUUUUUGUGGGCAGAGCUUUUGUAGUACCGCGUUUUGCCGCUAUGAG